UUUUAAAUAAUGGAAAAAGAACAAUCUUCUAGUGAAACCUCAAGCGCCUCAAAUCAGUCAUCCAAAAGUGAAAUAGCCACUAAACUAUACUCUAAAUUUAGUGACUUUAUUUUCAAAACAAGGAUCUCCAAGGAUGACUUUCUGAAGGACAAUCCUAUGUAUCUAACUAAAUAAAGAACUCAAGGAAAGAUUUGAAGGAAUAAAAUACGAAAUCACUGAUGAAGAACUUACAGCUGUGAUGGUCCAUCACAAUGCUGAUAAAUCAGACUACAUCCUUAUUGAAGACUUCUUGGAUAAGCUCACUUGCUGGCGCACCUCUAAGGAAUUCAACAAAGCCUUGGAUAAACAUAUUGAUAUUAACAUCAACAACUUGAGAGAUCAGUCAGUUCCUUUCUCUGCUAAAAGGAGCGAUCUUGAGUCUUCAAAGGAAUCGGAAAUCCCUAAGAAAACCUUCCCGAACAAAAGUAAAAAGUACUUGAAAAUAGCUAAGAAGAGGCAGGAAGAGGAAGAAAAUUCCUUAAAAAUGAACGUUGAUAAGUGCAAGAAGGAACUAGAGUUUGACUGCCUGCAUAAAAUGAGCGAGGCCUGAGAAAUAGCUAAGUUACUGAACAUCCCGAUAACGUUCUCUGCAAGUAAGGGGUCUGAUGGAAGUAUUUUGAUACACAUGAUAGAGAUUAGCACCCAAAAGAGAAAAGAAAAAGGCGAGGAUGGGGAAAUUGAUGAAGAUGAGGGUGAAGGAGAUAGCUCCGUAAUUAAAUAAGGAAAAAGGUCAUCCAAUCUCUAUGGAAGAAUUCCUUAGAAGAUACAGAAAGCUUAAAAGAUUGCAAAGUAGCAUUAAAAAUAAUUCAAUGAUCCGAAAUACUCAAGAGACAAAGGUUACUCAAAAUGCUAUAGUCUCUAGUUACAGCUCUAACAGGGAUAACAAAACUCAAAGACAGGAGGAGUUAAAAGAUGUGCUAAAAGAGACAAUGAGCUUGACCACAAAGCUUAAGGAUCAGCUGAAAAUUCUAGAAAAGAAUGGAGUUUGUGGCACCAAGCCAAUGAACUUCUUUUAA
This is a messenger RNA of Moneuplotes crassus, 1055 nucleotides long. Lineage: Eukaryota; Ciliophora; Spirotrichea; Euplotida; Euplotidae. The record is from the annotation of a GenBank genome assembly.